CUUACCUCGACCUGUGGAAUCUCUCUAAUACACCAUUUCCGGCGUGCUCUUCUUCAUGGACCACCCUUCUGCGCCUCUCCCCGUCGACAACCCUCAGCAUGUGCAGGAGGGCAUCUUCAACGGGCCGGUCCACCUCGCGCGCGGACGCCAGGCGCGCGACCCGCAGGCAAAGACGGUCACGUACAGCGUCGCGUCGCUGGAAGAAUUCGAAUCCUGUCUACGCGAAUACCUGGCCACCCUCGCAGACCGGGACCCAGAGCACACCGAGUGCCAGCUCUCCUUCUGGAUAGGCACGAGCUUCCUCGUUUCGGCGCCCGAUCCCAAUCCCCAGCAGCAGCAACACCAGCAGCCUCAGCAGCCUCGAUUAUCGUCGCAGCCCCACCUCGCCCAGCACCCCGACGCGGCCCCGGGCUACCAGCCCGCGAACGGCAUCCAGUAUGGCGCGCCGAACCCGUACCAGAACGUCUCCGACCCUGCCAUCGCUUUGACGCUACAGACAUUUCCGCAGCAGUCGCCGCCGUCGAAUCCGGACGCGAAUGGCGCCGGCAACGCGAGCAACACUCCCAAGAAGCUGCAGGUGGAGCACAAGGUCAGCAUGAGCAUCCUAGAGGCGCUGCAGCCGACGGAAGAUCCGAAAGAGAAGAUGCGGAAGCAAAGAGCAAUUGCAAAGAGCUGCGUCGACGCGAUACAAAGGUCGGAUGGCUUUCGGUACAGCUUCCACAACUGCUGGAACAGCCGGGAGGACGACAGCUUCCGCUUCUCCUACUACUGCAACGACUCGCUCCUGAACAAGGACCGUGCCGCAAACGGGAAGGGGGCAAAGCUGGGGAAACGCGCAACGAAGCCGGUGUACGACUGCAAAGGCGUGCUGUCGGUCAAGUUCUCAGCCAGCAAGCAGAGCCUGGAUGUUUUCUACAAGCAUGUCCCCAUCCACAAGACAUAUGAGGAGCGGGCUCCCCCGCCACGCAAAGACUCGAAGCGGCGCAAAUAUCUCGAGGAGAACGAUCCAGAGGCGCUAUCCAGGAUACAGAAUCGGCCCAAGUCAGAGAAGAGGGAAUCAGACCCCGCAGCUCCGCCUAAGCCUAGCAAGAAGAGGAAGAAGCCCGAAGAGACCAAGCCUUCCUCCACAUCGCUGGAGAGUGAUUUAAGAGCACAAAGCUUGCGUUCUCUGCUCGAACUUAUCCGCCCGGAUCCUGCUCCUGAACCGUCUUUCCCCGUCCAGCAUGCUCCCCAACCCCCGCCUCCACCACCGCCAUCACAGCCCCAACCUGCGGCUCAUGUGGACCCCAAGCCAGCGAAUCCUCCGCAGAUGCACGGUCAGGCGCAGGCUCCGGCGCACGCGCACGCGCACGCGCAUGUUCAGCAGACUCGAAAGCGGCCCCGAAAUAGCUGCGAUGUGUGUAAGGCCAAGAAGACGAAGUGCGAUGGUACGCGGCCAGUUUGCCAGACCUGCAUCGACAAAAAAAGACAAUGCAUCUACACGGACAUGGGAGACGACCGGCGUCCGUCGGCGCCCGACCCUACCGAAUCGGUGCGACAGGCACAGGCUGCGAGUACUGAACUCUCCGAGCUGGAAAGGAUGAAGAAGGAACUUGAAGACGCCAAAGCCCGCAUACACGAGCUAGAAGAGGAAAAGAGGCGGACCUCGAUUACUCCAGCUCAGACGCCUCAAGCACCUCAAGCGCCUCGGCCUCAUUCCCGGUCGCAAUCCGAUGCCAAACCCCAGCCCGUUCCGCCGCAGCAGCAGCAACAGCGUCAACAUCAACAGCAGCAAGUGCAAAUGCAGACGGCUCAGCUCCAGAACGCUCAGCAGCUUCAGAACGCUCAGCAGCUCCAAAGCCCGCAGCAGCUACAGAGCCCUCAGCAAAUGCAAGCACCCCAACAGCUUCAGAAUACCCAACAAUUACAGACGCCGCAGUACAACCAUUUCAGUAAUCACACGGCUCACCCGUACGGGCUUAACCGUCCGAUGCCACCGCAGAAUAUGUCGCAAACCCCUUCUCAGGCACAGCCAACCCACGGGUUACCUUCUGGCACCGGUCUAACGCCGACGGCAGACGCCAGCAACCCGUACGGCCGCGAAUUCGGCUGGCCAGCCGCAUACUACGGGUACCAAAGCGCCCAGCAGCACCAGCCCGAUCAAUGGGCAGCUCCGCGGAACUCGAGCGUGUUCCGGUAGACUCCCGCCUAGAAGGCGACAAAGUGGCGAGAGGUUGAAGAGACGGUUGCGCAGGUUCAGACCGCCUUUCAAUGUCUCGAGCAUUCCGUGUUUAUUAUGAUCUUUCCUCUUUCUCUUUCGGCACAUGCGAUUUUCAAUUGCAUUACGGUUGUGGGAUAAGUAGCAUGGUGUAGGGCGCUGGCGGAUCAUUAUACCCUUUAUUGAUUUGCACACUGGACUAUCGGGCGUGAUCCGACAAAAUGCAUUUAGGCGUCACCUUGGUAUGUAUUGCCUCCUCUCCUGCCACCAGUUCUCAUGGAUGGACGGGACAAGGCCUGAAAUGAAC
This is a messenger RNA of Trematosphaeria pertusa, 2504 nucleotides long. RefSeq lists its product as uncharacterized. NCBI's taxonomy places the organism in Eukaryota, Fungi, Ascomycota, Dothideomycetes, Pleosporales, Trematosphaeriaceae. Gene Ontology annotation, cellular component: nucleus. Gene Ontology annotation, biological process: positive regulation of transcription by RNA polymerase II. Gene Ontology annotation, molecular function: DNA-binding transcription factor activity, RNA polymerase II-specific; zinc ion binding. The transcript has 2 exons. The coding region runs from base 56 to 2179 and encodes 707 amino acids. The record is from RefSeq and is a predicted model, not a curated record.